AAGCGUUUGCUGUCAGUUUGGGGUCAGAAGCAAACAUUCGAAGCCUGAACAUGAACGUGAUCUGGACCCUAGCUGUAGCUGUUUGUUUGAAAGUUGUGAGUUUUGCUGUUUCUGGUUGGGCACAGGAUUCAUCCGGUGCUACGUUGUAUCUGAUCUCAGGUCCAGAGGUGGUGCACACUGGCGCGCCGACUCCUCUGGCCGUCACCGUGUUCGCAGACUUCCCGGGCACGGUGACAGCUGAAUUGGGACAUGGCAGCACCAAAGUAUCGCUGACCGAAGACUUCCAAGAAGGUUUGACGAGUGUCCUCACGCUUCCUCCUAUUCCUGACUCCUUAACCCAGAAUUCCCUCUUAAACCUGACGGUGCGGGGCUACAAAGGAAACAGUGUCAUUUUCACCAACACCACCACCCUAUCCUUCAGUCCCAGGAAUGUGUCCACCUUCAUCCGAACGGACAGGUCACGAUACCAUCCAGGGGACACAGUCAAAGUCAGAGCCAUGUGUGUUCAGCUGGAUAACCAUCCAUACAAGGACAGAGUGGAUCUCUCUGUACGGGAUCCCAGUGGGAAUAUCGUUGACAGGUGGGAGUCCACAGCCAAUCUGGGAAUUGUGUUGCAAGAAUUCCCUUUGUCCCACACGGCUCCUCUUGGACGUUGGGUGAUGGCAGCCACAGUGAAUGGUGUGACUGACGAGAAGCAGUUUGUUGUGGAGCGUUACGAGCGCCCACGCUUUGACGUUCUGAUCAAGACGCCGUCACACGUCCUUGCUGGAGAUGACGUCUCAGGAUCAGUGAGAGCACUGUACCGCGGUGGACGACCCUUACGUGGAACAUUAGUUGUUUCUCUGGAGUCUGCAAUGAGCAACACGACCUGUGCUAUGCAAACUAAAGAGUUCUACGGAUCCACACAGUUUUUCUUCAGCAGUGACCAACUCCAGGCUCUGCGUACUUCAUCAGUUAGCAGUGACGGUCGUACCACUGUGCACGUUACUGUGUCUGUUAAUGACAGCACCACAGGGUUUAAAGUGAACAAAACCGUGAAAGUCCACCUGAUGCAGAAUACAUUCCAGCUCACAUUCCACGAUUUUCCACCCACACUAAAGCCGUCAUUACACUUCUAUACAAACCUCAGGAUCUCAAGAUACGACAGAAAGCCGCUCAGCUCAGUGGAUCUAAAGCACUCUGCUGUGGUUCGAAUCAGUCAGAUAACGUCUGUGAAAAAGGCAGAACCCACAGCUCUGAUACUUCCUGUGUCUGAGGACGGGGUCGUCCGCAUCAGGUUUAAAUUACAGGCUCAAGUUGUGAUGCUCUUUAUUCAGGCCGGAUUUCAGUCCAGUGAGGAGACUCUGAAGAUUUCCAACAACUUCUCCUCUCCAAGUGAUUCAUAUAUUCAGAUCGCCCCUGGCAACACAUCUGCACAGAUUGGAUUGUCUUUGCAGAUAAAUGUAGAGAGCACCUUUAACCUAACGAAGCUUCACUUUGUGGUGAGCUCUAAAGGUCAAGUGGUAGCUGCUGGGACCCAAAACUCCUCGUCCUUCUCUCUGACCCCAGCGCUGUCCUGGGCCCCCGCGGCCUGUGUCACCGUUUACUGCAUCCUGUCUGACGGCGAGAUUAUCAGCGACACGGCACAAAUAUCCAUCAGUCAAGACAGCUAUGUGUCAUUAAACUGGAGCAGUGAAAGGGCCCAGCCAGGUGAGCAGGUAUCGCUGACUGUGACCGGUCUUGAAUCCAGGUCUCAGCUGGCAGUCACAGUAAUGGGGACACAGGAUGACGCCCUGCAGCCUGAUGUGAACUUUAAAGAGGAAGGGGACUGUGAUCUUAACAUCCUGACCAAUACGAGAUUAUACAGGAAAAACCAGCCUGGACCUAAAAAUGAAGGACAUGCCUUAGAGGUGCACGAGUACUGGCACCACUGGAUGGACGGUGCUGAAGCUCUGCUGUGGUUAGACACUAAUGUUAGCGACAGGACUUGGACAAGUGAGAUAAUACUCGUUCCAGAUGGCAUUACUUCUAUGGGAGCUUUGGCACUGGUGAUGUCAGAGAACCUGGGCUUGGGCUUCACUCUUGUGCCACAAAAGCUGACUGUCUCCAAAGAUUUUUCCUUGUCUUUGGGCGUCCCAUCACUCCUCAUCAGAGGAGAGCAGAUUGUGUUGGAAGUGAAGAUCAUCAACCACUUGGAGCAGGAGAUGGAUGUCAUCGUGCUGCUAGCACAGAGCAAGUCCUUUGAGUUUGUUCUGACACACCGAAAGGAUGCGUCUGUUAUCAGUGCUCAGAAAGUCACCGUAGAGAGUCAGGCCUCUGCUUCAGCUCUGUUCCCUGUGAGGCCUUUGGCUCUGGGUGAGGUGGAGAUAUCUGUGGAUGCCGUGUCUGCAGAGGCCUCAGACAGUCUUGUUUGCAGAGUGAUGGUGAAGCCCGAGGGAGUUGAACAGUACUUCUCUCAGACGCUGUUCCUGGAGAUGGAACCGGAGAAACAGAACAAAUCCACAGCCCUCUCCUUCUCCUUCCCCCCAAAUGUGGUGCCCGGCAGUCAGAGGGCCCGUGUGGUACUGGUUGGCGACAUCCUGGCUUUGUCCAUCAACAACUUGGAUUCACUGGUUCAGCUGCCGCUUGGAUGUGGGGAACAGAACAUGAUCCACUUUGCUCCAAGUGUAUAUGUUAUUCAGUACCUGGACACUUCAAACCAGGAUGAUCAAGAGCUCAGGAGCAAGGCUCUAGCUUACAUGAUGGAAGGUUAUCAGAGACAGUUGUCCUACCAGAGAGAAGACGGUUCCUUCAGUGCUUUUGGAAACAGCGACACCUCUGGCAGCACAUGGCUGACAGCCUUUGUGCUGCGCUGCUUCCUCCAGGCUCAGCGCUACAUGAAGAUAGACCAGAACGUCCUGGACAGGGCCGUGUCUUGGCUCUUAAAACGCCAGGGGCCCCAAGGGGAGUUCAGUGAGGUGGGCAGAUUGAUCCACACCGAGAUGCAGGGAGGGCUGGAUAAGGGCCCGGUGGCGCUGACGGCUUAUGUCCUUAUCGCACUUUUGCAGGACGAAAACUACACAGAGAUACACAAAGACAGUGUGUCUCUGGCCAGAAAGUACCUGGAGGACAAAGUGUCCAGUGGCGUGAUCAGUAACUACAGCCUGUGUCUGACAGCUUACGCUUUAGCUUUGGUCAGCAGUCCCGUCUCUUUCACCGCACUGACUCAGCUCAGCAAGAGAGCGGACUACAUGGAUGGAGUGAUGAUGUGGAGCUCGUCUGCAGGCCUGAGGCCACAUAACCAGAAGCUGCCCUCAGCACAGAUCGAGAUGGCCUCGUAUGUGCUGCUAGCUCACAUCAACCGUGGCUCUCUCUUUGAUGGCAUUACACAAAUGAAGUGGUUAAGCACGCAGAGAAACCAUCUAGGAGGCUACGGAACAACACAGGACACAGUAGUAGCUCUCCAGGCUCUGGCUUCCUACGCAGCGUUCAGCGGUGCCAGUGCCAUCAACCUCAUGGUCAAUGUGUCUUCUCCAGAAUCUUCAUCACUGUUUCAAAUCAACUCCACCAACUAUCGAACAUAUCAAAGCCAAGAGAUUCCUGCUGAAAACGAUCUGCAUCUACAAAUAUACAUGGAAGGCAGAGGCUUUGCCACAUUUCAGCUGAACGUCUUUUACCACUUGGAGAGGGAAACUUUUUCAGAGAACCAACAGCAAGCCGCGGACGAGGAAGCUUUCUCAUUACGCAUCGAUGCUGCUGAUGGCGGCGACUGCAAUCACAUGAUGUUGUCUGUAUGCACAAGAUUAAAAGACAGUCAGCUGAUACCUCACACAGGUAUGGUUAUAUUGGAUGUAGCCCUGCUCAGCGGAUUCACGCUCUCUCCUGAGGCUGCUGUCCAAUCAGCUGUUAUCAGGAAGGUGGAGACGGCACCUGAGAAAGUCAUCCUGUACCUGGAUUCACUCAACAAGUCUGAGGUUUGUAUCAACCUUCCCCUCGUCAGAAACUACAAAGUGGCCCGCGUGCACGACGCUGUGGUGCACGUUUACGACUACUAUGAGCCAACGAGAAAUGCGAUGAGCACGUACAAUUCACGAGUUCUGCCCGGCGUGGACGCCUGCUUCUUCUGUGGUGCAAACUGUGAUCUCUGCAGGCCUGGAAUCACCAUCGCCAUGUCCGCUCAGUCGAUGGCUGCCUACAGCUUCAGCUGCCUGUUUCUCGGACUCACUGUUUUUCUAUUUUUAGUCAGUUAGCUGGAUGCACACGUUCAUAUGCACUGGAUAUAUAUGUGUCUUUCAUACAAAACUCAUUUUGGCCUUGUUCUACUCAGUGGACUCUGCUUUUGUUUAGUGCUCUGUGCUCUCUGCUGUUAACAAUGUCUUCUUUUUUGUAAAGAUGCGAAUAUGAAAUUACUGGUUGUGGAAACGUGUUACAUUUCUUUUUAUCUAACACAUCUAAAACAGACACAUUUCCAUUUAAAGCUUCUUUAAAGCUACUAUGAAAAUGAACCAUUAAAUGAGCGAAUGCUGUAGCCGAUAGUCGCAAACAGAAAAAUAAAGGUGAAGUUUUUCCCUCA
Oreochromis aureus is the source of this 4531-nucleotide messenger RNA. RefSeq names its product CD109 antigen-like. Gene Ontology annotation, molecular function: endopeptidase inhibitor activity. The transcript has 32 exons. Lineage: Eukaryota; Metazoa; Chordata; Actinopteri; Cichliformes; Cichlidae. The record is from RefSeq and is a predicted model, not a curated record. Gene Ontology annotation, cellular component: extracellular region. Bases 51 to 4208 code for a protein of 1385 amino acids.